ACUCAUACUAGUGGUCAAUGAUAUUUCUCCGCUAAAAAGGUAUUUAUCAGUUGAAAAGACAAUGAAAAUAUUGAUUCGAAUAUAUUUGUCUCCUGAGACAACGAAGCUGAAGCAAAAUAGAAAUAUUUUCUGCAUUUAUAAAUUUGAAAUAAUAACUGAACUCAACUGUUUUAAAUGGUGUUGACUGUCCAGGCCAUAUAGGUAUAUAGAAGUAAUAGAAUACAAUAUAUUGUAAAAGUAGGUUUAGAUUUCGUAAUACUGGUAAAGAUAUUGGGGCUUUUAUUUUGACAUUUGUAAGGCUGCAUGCCGGAAGUGCAUGUUGUUAGCGCAGUCGUUCCAUUCAGUGGCUUUAUGCGUGGAUUUGGAAAAAUGUGACUAUAAUUUACAUUUUUAUUAUUCGUGUGCGGACGCGGGUCUUUGCAGUUGUUACAAACCUCAAGAAAGCCUGUUGCCCUUUGGUUUCUUUUUGUUUUAAUGAUGCCUCACCUAUGGUAUCUGCUAAUUUGCUGGGUUUAAUACGAUUACUGUUUUCUUCAAGGGAAAUUUUAUACUUUUAUUUUCGUUCAGUUAGUUUCUGUUAAAUAUGUCGCCUUCAAACACUUCUAUAAAUGAAGACGUGUGGACAGUUGUACGGUUUGCAACGUUCACGCGACUGCUUUCCCUUGUUUUACAAGCUGUGUUGAAUGCAGUGAUUCCCGACCAUGUGGCAGAUGCCUUCAGCCCUCCACGAUCAGAGACCCCUCUCCUGCUGGACCCCGUCAUCGAAGCAUUAUUUGGUGGCCUUAGUUGCUGGGAUGCAGAGCAUUUCCUCUUCAUUGCAGAACGUGGCUACUUGUAUGAACACAAUUUUGCAUUCUUUCCAUUGUUUCCUCUCAUCCUGCGAUCCCUGGCAGACACUGUCCUGUGGCCCUUGUGUGGAUUUCUCACAUUGCAUGGCCGUUUACUUUUAGCUGUGGCUAUAGGGAAUAGCAUUCUCUUUGUCCUAAGUGCUGUGGCACUAUAUAGACUGAGUCAUUUGGUGCUGCAAGACAGAAAACUUGCCCUUGUUGCAGUCUUAAUGUACUGUCUGACACCAGCUAAUGUUUUUAUGAUUGCAGGCUAUUCAGAGACUCUCUUUGCAGCACUUACCUUUGCAGGUCUCUGGCUACUAGAGACAAGAUUCACAAUUGGAGCUUGUCUUCUGCUUGGGUUUGCUACUGGUGCUCGUGCCAAUGGACUUGUGAAUGCUGGAUUUUUGCUGUAUCUCAGUUUUCAAUUGGGUCUUGCCUGCGCACGGGCUCUUAGCAGAGGAGCAGGGGGCUUUCAGUAUCAUCACUAUGUCUGGGAACUUAUUCGUUUUGUUCUAACAGGAGCAUUUUAUGCAACUCUCGUGCUGCCUUUUUGUUUGUUUCAGUUUUAUGGCUACCAAACAUUUUGUCAUCCGACUGCUACUCAAGUUUCUCCUGUGCUGCUUAAUCUGGCCCGGGACAAAGGAUAUCGUGUGGCUGAUGCAGCAUCUCCAACACCAAAAUGGUGCCAAUGGCGAAUUCCAGUUUUGUACUCGUACGUACAGGAUGUUUAUUGGGAUGUGGGCUUUCUGCGAUACUUUCAGUGGAAGCAGAUACCCAACUUUAUCUUAGCACUGCCUGUUGCAACUCUGGGAUUCAUAGCCUCAUAUAUGUACGUAAAGGCCAACCCAGUGUUUUGUAUGUAUUUGGGGUUGGGAGACAGAGGAAAAGACAGAAAAAUGAAUGGUUUCUGUAACCCAAGAGUGUUUGUUUACAUCGUGCACAGUUCUGUCCUGCUUCUAUUUGGAAUAUUCUGCAUGCAUGUGCAGGUGUUGACACGCUUUCUUGCUUCCUCCUCGCCUGUUCUCUACUGGAUCAGUGCCCAUCUGCUUUUUCAGUAUGAACCUCUGCUGCAAGAUGAAAAGCUGUUCAGAUCAGACCAAAUACAACAGCAAAAGGAUCACAAACCUGGCUUUGGUUUUGUGAGCAUGUGGAGAAAUAAUGAAGUUGUUUACCUCUUGAUGCGCUGGCAGACGUGCUCCAUUUAUACACAAUGCAUACUGGGGUAUUUCAUAUCAUAUUGGUUUUUAGGUCUGGCUCUGCACUGUAAUUUCCUUCCCUGGACGUAAUAACUUUGUAGGUUUACUUAUUUCAGUCUUCAUAACAUUCCUGUUGCAUAAUAUUCUGUUUGACAAAUAUUGUUGUAAUAAAUGCAUUUUAUUAUUA
Messenger RNA from Cyprinus carpio (common carp), 2213 nucleotides. RefSeq names its product phosphatidylinositol glycan anchor biosynthesis, class V (gene pigv). Gene Ontology annotation, biological process: GPI anchor biosynthetic process. NCBI's taxonomy places the organism in Eukaryota, Metazoa, Chordata, Actinopteri, Cypriniformes, Cyprinidae. Gene Ontology annotation, cellular component: mannosyltransferase complex; endoplasmic reticulum membrane. The record is from RefSeq and is a predicted model, not a curated record. Gene Ontology annotation, molecular function: alpha-1,6-mannosyltransferase activity; GPI mannosyltransferase activity.